Lathyrus sativus (Indian pea) is the source of this 1950-nucleotide messenger RNA. Lineage: Eukaryota; Viridiplantae; Streptophyta; Magnoliopsida; Fabales; Fabaceae. The record is from the annotation of a GenBank genome assembly.
AUGAAGUCCAUGAAUGACACUAACAACUCUGAUGACAGAAACAAUAAUCAUAACUGGUUGGGUUUCUCACUCUCUCCCCAUCAUCAUCAUCAUUACCAACAAACCCAAACUUCUUCAGUUUCCAACACUCUUCCCACUGCUUUUUAUUUAUCACCUUCUCAUUUCAACAACUCACCUAUCUGCUAUGGUGUUCCUGAAAAUCAUAACUUUCAUUCAUCUUUGUCUGUUAUGCCUCUUAAAUCUGAUGGCUCUCUUUGUAUCAUGGAAGCUCUCGGUAGAUCACAAUCACAAGUGAUGGUGUCAUCUUCAUCUCCUAAACUAGAGGACUUUCUCGGUGGUGCAACAAUGGGGACUCAUGAUGAAUACGGUAGCCAUGAAAGAGAUGCAGCAAUGGCUUUAAGCUUAGACAGUAUCUACUACAAUAACCAACAAAAUGCAGAUCCUCAUCAACAACAACAAACCCACAUGACAUCACAACAUCCAUAUUAUGCAGCACUUGGUUUCCAUGGAAUGUUCCAAACACCAUUAGAGGUAGAAUCAAAGGAAACAACAACAACAGCAACAACAAACCAUGUUGAUGUUUGCACCUCCCAAAUUCCUCAAAACUGGUUCUCUCAAAGAGACUAUUCUUCUGUUUCUCAUGUUUCUCAGACUCUUGAGCAACAAAUGAGCACAAACAUGGGAAACAACAACGCUGGUGUUGGUGUUGGUGGGUGUGGUGAGUUACAGUCUCUAAGCCUAUCAAUGAGUCCCGGUUCUCAAUCCAGCUGUGUUACUGCUCCUACACAGAUCUCACCUUCUGGCACUGAAUCAGUCACCAUGGAAGCUAAAAAAAGAGGUGCUGCUAAGCUUGGACAGAAGCAACCUGUUCAUAGAAAAUCCAUUGACACUUUUGGACAGAGAACUUCACAGUAUAGAGGUGUCACAAGGCAUAGAUGGACUGGUAGAUAUGAAGCACAUUUAUGGGAUAACAGUUGCAAGAAAGAAGGUCAAACAAGAAAAGGAAGACAAGUUUAUUUGGGAGGUUAUGAUAUGGAAGAGAAAGCUGCAAGAGCUUAUGAUCAAGCAGCACUUAAAUAUUGGGGGCCUUCAACUCAUAUAAACUUCCCACUAGAAAAUUAUCAAACUCAGCUUGAAGAAAUGAAGAACAUGACUAGGCAAGAAUAUGUGGCUCAUUUGAGAAGAAAAAGCAGUGGAUUUUCCAGGGGUGCUUCAAUGUACAGAGGAGUGACAAGGCACCACCAACAUGGUAGGUGGCAAGCAAGGAUUGGAAGAGUUGCUGGUAACAAAGACCUUUAUCUUGGAACAUUCAGCACUCAAGAGGAAGCAGCAGAAGCAUAUGAUGUAGCAGCAAUAAAAUUCCGUGGCGCGAACGCGGUAACGAAUUUCGACAUAUCUAAAUACGAUGUCGAAAAAAUCAUGGCCAGCAAUACUCUUCUGUCUGGUGAGCAUGCAAGAAGAAUCAAACAGAAUGUUCCUAGAACCGAGGUUCACGAAUAUAACGACACAAACGUAACGAGCCAGAACAACAACGGAGAACCUGCUCAAGCGCGAAACAGCAACGAAAGUAAUGAUUCAAAAUGGAAGAUGGUGUCAAACAGUUGUGACCAAAAAAACUCUGCUGGAAAUUUCAAGAAUUCUGAUUUUUCGAUGUCGUUACAAGACCUCGUUGGCAUCGAGUCGGUUGGUUUGGACGAUUCAACAAAGAUCGGUACUCAUUUUUCGAACCCGUCUUCAUUGGUGACAAGUUUAAGCUCUUCUAGAGAAGCUAGUCCUGAUAAAACUGCUCCUUCUCAACUCUUUCCAAAGCCUUCAAUGGAAUCAAAGAUUGGUUCUAACAUUGGUGUUAGUAGUUCUUGGUUUCCUUCCCAAGUAACAACUCAAAUGAGACCAACAUCUUCUAUCAAUUUGUCACAUUUUCCUGUUUUUGCUGCAUGGAAUGAUGCUUAG